AUGGUCUUUGACCCACUCAGGCAGGCUGAACAGUUAGAAAAGGUGCACCAACAUGGCUCUCCUGAUCUUUCCAAGUUGAUGGCUGAGUUUACUCAGCGUCUUGGUGAACAGGAGCGUCGAAUGCAACUUGUCUGUCGGGAACGGGACUCCUUGAAACGUCGUCUCCAAUCCACCACAUCCACCUCAUCUCACUACCUAGGCCAUUCUACAGACGACACGACGUACCCUGACCAUUUGGCAGACACAUUAGCUAUUGCAGCUCAAAAACCGCCUACGUCCGCCUCCAUCGGCUUUUCUGAUACAACUGCUACUGGUCCAUUACCAUUAGCCUCUUCAGCGGGGAAAAUCGCAGCUGAUGCAAUGGCUCGUGCUGACGGUCUUCUUCAAUCAAUUGCUUCUGUCGCUAGUGCUAAGACAGCUUCUAGGAACCAGUAUAUUUCUUGA
This is a messenger RNA of Protopolystoma xenopodis, 444 nucleotides long. NCBI's taxonomy places the organism in Eukaryota, Metazoa, Platyhelminthes, Monogenea, Polystomatidea, Polystomatidae. The record is from the annotation of a GenBank genome assembly.